Molecule: messenger RNA, 831 nt
Organism: Acomys russatus (golden spiny mouse)
Lineage: Eukaryota; Metazoa; Chordata; Mammalia; Rodentia; Muridae
Exons: 1
Coding region: 94-816 (240 amino acids)
Source: RefSeq, a predicted model, not a curated record
AAAAAUAUGGGUACAGGUAAUGCUUGAUUUGUUUUUAACAGAAACACUCCAUAUAUUGUUAAUUCAAGUCUUACGACCAAAGUUGUGACCACAAUGAAGCCAGUGACAACAACCAAACCAACAGCAAUUGUAAAUCUGCCACCUGCUAAUCCAGCCCUUGCUAAGCCAGUCCAUGUUCAGCCAGUCCAUGUUCAGCCAGCCCCUGCUAAGUCAGACCCUAUUAAGCCAGCUCCUGCUAAACCAGCCCCUGCUAAGCCAGCCCCUGCUAAGCAAGUCCAUGCUCAGCCAGUCCCUGUUCAGCCAGCCCCUGCUAAGCCAGCCCCUGCUAAACCAAUCCCUGCUCAGCCAGUCCGUGCUCAACCAGCUGCUGCUAAGCCAGCAGCUGCUGCUCACUCAACCCCUGCUCAACCAAUGCAUGCUCAGUCAGCCCCAGCUCAGCCAGUCUUUGCUAAAUCAGCUGCUGUGAAGCUAACCUCUGCCAACAAGCCUGUGGCAGCAAAAUCUGUGGCUGCGAACACAGCCACAGUCAGACCUGCAGCCGCAGCGAAGCCAGCAGCGGCGAAGCCUGCAGCAGCGAGACCCCUUGCUGCAGCUGCGAGGCCAGUUGCUACCAAGCCAGAGGUCCCCAGGCCCCAGACCAAAUCAACUGCCACCAAGCCAGCCACGACUAAGCCCAUGGGUAAGAAAUCCUGCUUAGAACCCAUCCUUCAUGCCCACAUUUACCACUCUAAGGAUGUAGCCCUGGAAGCCUGUUUGCAGGGUAGGCUGCCGUUCCAAGGUUGGCAUAGCGAGAUGAUAGAUUUUAGAAGAUGCUAGCCACAGCAUUGGAUU